Talaromyces marneffei is the source of this 393-nucleotide messenger RNA. RefSeq lists its product as uncharacterized. Gene Ontology annotation, biological process: fatty acid metabolic process. Bases 1 to 393 code for a protein of 130 amino acids. Lineage: Eukaryota; Fungi; Ascomycota; Eurotiomycetes; Eurotiales; Trichocomaceae. The transcript has 5 exons. The record is from RefSeq and is a predicted model, not a curated record. Gene Ontology annotation, molecular function: long-chain fatty acyl-CoA binding.
AUGCGCAUACUACGAGUAUGCGGUUGUUUACCAUGUGAUAGCCCAUCGGUCAGAGCGGUUGACGAACGUGAUCCAACACAAAGAUUACAGAUAUCUUCCCCUCCUCGACCAUCCACAAUGUCUUUGCAAGAGAGAUUCGAACAAGCUACCAUUGACGUCAAGAAACUCAAUAAAUGCGACAAUUCAGAGAAACUUGAGUUCUACGGCUUGUUCAAGCAGGCAAAAGGCGAGACUUUUGACCCGAAAAGCAAACCCAGCGCUUUUGCUUUUGAGGCCAAGUACAAACACCAGGCUUGGGAAAAAGUCAGCCACCUCUCCGUCGAAGAAGCGCAAGAACAGUAUAUCGAACUUUUCGAGAAACUUAAGGCGAAAUAUGGUUUGAGCGAUGAGUAA